Melanotaenia boesemani (Boeseman's rainbowfish) is the source of this 2576-nucleotide messenger RNA. RefSeq names its product CAP-Gly domain-containing linker protein 4-like. The transcript has 16 exons. NCBI's taxonomy places the organism in Eukaryota, Metazoa, Chordata, Actinopteri, Atheriniformes, Melanotaeniidae. The record is from RefSeq and is a predicted model, not a curated record. Gene Ontology annotation, molecular function: microtubule plus-end binding. Gene Ontology annotation, biological process: cytoplasmic microtubule organization. The coding region runs from base 128 to 2344 and encodes 738 amino acids. Gene Ontology annotation, cellular component: nucleus; cytoplasm; microtubule plus-end.
GUACUUCAGCUACGUAGCACAGCGUCUUGUUUGACGGAAAUUAAAUCUGCUGCUGGCAAUCUGGACAUUUUCCCCAUGCGUAAACUGAAACAAGCUGCAAGGUGCAGCCACAGGCCCUGAGGGGGAGAUGACAAAAGAGGACCUUUCAGAACCUGUUGAGGGGGACACCGUCCUGGGCUGCCACACUAGACUUGCUUCCCAUCAGCGGCCGGUCAUCCACCAGGUGGCCUCUGCACCUAUGCCCAGUGACUCCGAGUUCUCCUUCUUUGACCCCAGUGAGCCGCAAUGCAAGGAGAUUCUUCAGGAUCCCAACACCACCAUACCUGAGCUGUUUGCUGUCCUCAGGCAGUGGGUGCCCCAGGUUCAGAAGAACAUCGAACUAAUAGGCCAUGAGAUCCUAAAGCGAGGCUGUGGUGUGAAUGAUCGAGACGGUCUGACAGAUAUGAGUCUCCUGCACUACUGUUGCAAGGCAGGGGCGCCGGGUAUUGGUGAUGCAGAGACGUCAGCCAGCUUUGCCCGCCAGCUCCUUGCUUUGGGUGCAGAUCCAAACCUUCGAUCGCGCUGGACAAACAUGAGGGCGCUGCAUUAUGCUGCCUAUUUCGAUGUGCCCCAGCUAAUCCGUGUUAUGUUGCAGGCUUCCCUGCCUGGAGAGGUUGAUGCCACCUGCAGUGACUUUGAUUUUGGCACAGCCCUCCACAUUGCCGCAUCCAAUCUGUGCACAUCAGCUGUCAAAUGUCUCUUGGAGCUCGGAGCCAAUCCUGCUUUCAGAAAUGAAAAAGGGGAGUGUCCCGCAGAUGUUGUGCCCGACCCUCUCGACAUGCCUUUGGAGAUGGCGGAUGCUGCUGCUGUAGCAAAAGAGCUCCGGAUUUUACUGAGACAAGCUUUACCCAAACCUAGCUCCCCUCUGCUCCUCACGCUGCAAGGCCGCCCUGUUCCUGCUCUCUCCGAUAAGGCCAGGAUACAGCUCGCCUCCAUGGGAAUCCGACUGGGUGACCGUGUGGUGAUAGCUGGACAGAAGACGGGAACUCUGCGAUUCUGCGGCAGCACUGAAUUCUCUGGAGGCCUCUGGGCUGGAGUUGAACUGGACAAACCAGAGGGGAAGAAUGAUGGUUCGGUGGCAGGAGUUCAGUAUUUUACCUGUCGACUCAAACAUGGAAUCUUUGCCCCUCUGUCAAAAAUCAGCAAACCUUUGGAGAAACUUAAAACCAGCACCAAAAAGACGUCUACACCACUGCGCCCCCCUCGUCGUAUUGAUCUGUCUCGCAUAACCUCCAAGAUUAACACAGGUUUAUCUCCCACCGUUAAAACACCUGAUAAUCAUAAAAGUCCACCUGGUCCUGAUCAAGGUGCAGAGGGAGACGUCUCAGUCAGUAAGACAGGUAUCCUCUCCCGCUCCCUCUCCUCUUCCUCCUCUUCGCUCGACUCUCGGCAUGGACAGGGUGCCCGACCUCGUCCGCUCCCAAGGCAGCGCCUCCCAGCCAGACAUCGGAGGGAACGCGUUUCCCCAAGUUCCAGGACGACACCUUCACCGUCACUCCGCUCGUCUUCAAACACCACGACUCUGACAGCUGCAGGAUUUAGGAGUCGAACGCCCUCAGGAAGCAGUUCAUUGUGUGAGGGCUCUGAUGUGCGACUCGGGGAGAGGGUUCUGGUGGUGGGCCAGAGAACUGGUGUUGUUAAGUUCUGUGGGAAAACCAGCUUUGCUCCAGGAAUCUGGUUGGGCAUCGAACUGGACAAACCAAGUGGUAAAAACGAUGGAUCAGUCGGAGGAGUGAGAUACUUCAGCUGCCCUCCAAAACACGGAGUCUUUGCUCCUCCGUCUCGUGUCCAAAGGAUCCAUGGUUCAGUCGAUUGCCUUUCAGAGCUCAACUCUUCACGCCUCAGUCAACCAUUCGGUGGGACAAUUCGUCGCAGUUUCAGCACAUCAUCGGCCAUCGCCACUCCGAAGGAGACGAGCAGGAGAAGCCCGGUUUCCAGGAGUCGCUCCAACCCUCACCGUCGGCGCUGGAGCACCCUCAGUGGUGGUAGUGGUGGAAUUCCUGGAAGUACGGCAGGUUCCAGCCCCGCUCCCUCCUCUGACGGACAGGUUCGCCUCCACGUGGGCAUGCAAGUCUUCCUCAGCAGUGCCAAUGAGAUGGCAUUCAUCCGUUACUUGGGCACAGCAGACUUUGCUCCAGGGCUUUGGCUGGGUCUGGAGCUCCGGAGCCCAAAAGGAAAGAACGACGGUUCUGUUGGCGGCCAGCGCUACUUCACCUGUCGACCUGGCUACGGCGUGCUGGUCCGUCCCAGCCGCGUCACCUAUCGCGGCAUUAAUGGCUCACGCUUGAUGAAUGAAAACAGCUGAACCUUAAAGAAAACUUUGGGUGGGAUGUUGUUUAAACUAUUGGUUUUUUGCUUUGCGCAUUAACAAUCUUCACCUUCAUAUAUUGAAUCCUCUGAACAGUUCAGAGCUGAGAGUUACAGGAAUGACCAUUUAUUAUUCUGAAGAAAAAGGAGACAAAAGAAAGCACUUUAUGAAGUUAGCUUUAAAUUGUCAAUAAAAUCUGUUAUGGCAGGAUUUGUGGGGAGUUUUGAUA